Molecule: messenger RNA, 1056 nt
Organism: Lasiodiplodia theobromae
Lineage: Eukaryota; Fungi; Ascomycota; Dothideomycetes; Botryosphaeriales; Botryosphaeriaceae
Product: Adenosine kinase
Exons: 4
Coding region: 1-1056 (351 amino acids)
Biological process (GO): purine ribonucleoside salvage
Cellular component (GO): cytosol; nucleus
Molecular function (GO): adenosine kinase activity
Source: RefSeq, a predicted model, not a curated record
AUGGCUUCCACCGGCAACUACGAGCUCCUCUGCUUGGAGAACCCUCUCCUCGACAUCCAGGCUGUCGGCGAUGAGAAGCUCCUCGAGAAGUACGGCCUGAAGGCCAACGACGCCAUCCUCGCCGAGGAGAAGCACCUGGGCCUGUACGAUGACCUGCUCAAGAACUACGACGCUAAGCUCAUCGCUGGCGGUGCUGCCCAGAACACGGCGAGAGGUGCUCAGUACAUCCUCCCUCCCAACUCCGCCGUUUACAUUGGCUGCGUCGGCAAGGACCAGUACGCCGAGACCCUGAAGGAGACGGUCAAGCAGGUCGGCCUCCGCGUCGAGUACCGCUACGAUGAGCAGCAGCCCACCGGUCGCUGCGGCGUCGUCAUCACCGGCCACAACCGCAGCAUGUGCACCGACCUGGCUGCCGCCAACCACUACAAGAUUGAGCAUCUGAAGCAGCCUGAGAUCUGGAGCCUUGUCGAGGGCGCUAAGGUCUACUAUGUCGGUGGCUACCACUUGACUGUCUGCGUCCCCGCCAUCAUGGCCCUGGCUGAGGAGGCCGCCGCGAAGAACAAGAUCUUCAUCCUCUCGCUCUCUGCGCCCUUCAUCCCGCAGUUCUUCAAGGACCAGCUCGCCCAGACCGCUCCCUACUGGGACUACGUUAUCGGCAACGAGACCGAGGCCCUGUCCUGGGCCGAGAACAACGGUCACGCCACCAAGGACAUCCCCAGCAUCGCCAAGCUCAUGGCGGCGCUGCCCAAGGCUAACAAGGCCCGCCCGAGGACCGUCAUCAUCACCCAGGGCACCGAGCCCACGGUCGUCGCUAUCGGCAAGGAGGGCGGCGAGGCCGAGGUUAAGGAGUUCCCCGUCCACGCCAUCAACAAGGACCUGAUCAACGACACCAAUGGUGCCGGUGAUGCCUUCGCCGGUGGCUUCGUCGCCGGUGUCGUCCAGGGCAAGGACCUCGAGACCAGCGUUGACAUGGGCCAGUGGCUCGCCAAGCUCAGCAUCCAGGAGCUCGGCCCCUCGUACCCCUUCCCCAAGCAGACUUACACCAAGACUGCCUAA